Hibiscus syriacus is the source of this 4147-nucleotide messenger RNA. RefSeq lists its product as uncharacterized. NCBI's taxonomy places the organism in Eukaryota, Viridiplantae, Streptophyta, Magnoliopsida, Malvales, Malvaceae. The coding region runs from base 1 to 4125 and encodes 1374 amino acids. The transcript is spliced from 6 exons. The record is from RefSeq and is a predicted model, not a curated record.
AUGCAAAGGGCGUUCAACUUUUUCUCUGGAGAAUUAUUAGAUUUUCUGGAAGUUGUUCCUAUAGAUUUGUUAGAAAAUUUCCAGACUUUUCUGGGUUUUUUUAUAUCUGUUCUUUUUUUGUACAUAUUUUUCCCUCACGUUUUCUUAUAUUAUAUUUACUCUUCCCCUAUAAUUGUCUUCUCUAUCAUUUAUAUCCGCUUUUAUUUGAAAACCAAAUAUCCUGAAUCCCAGAAGUUAAAGAAAGAAGGCAGUGGUGAAAGAUUAUCUGCAAAUGGGAAGCUUGUAAAUAAAUCAAACAAUCCUUUUUUACGACACCAGAAAAGUGUUCGACGAAAUGCUCGAAAGGAGGUCGUAGAAUGGGAUGGAAAAAAUAGAGAGGAAAAAGACGUGUUUUCUAGUAAAACUGAUUUCUUGGAAGAAGAUUCAGAGCUUAUAUUCGAUAGGCUAGGAAUUUCUAGCGUGGAACAUGGAGACUGUUCCCACUAUGAUGGAAUUGGUACUGAUCGAGCACUCGGUGAUCCGUAUACGGUCUUUGUUAACAAGACAUCGAAACCUCGUAGCGCGUGGGGUGAUACUUUUCAAGGGUCAUUAGGAACAGGUCCCGGAGAUGGUGGGGUUGAUGGUAAGCUAGUGGUAAAAAAACCGGAAGAAGCUUGUGAAGCAAGUAAUAGGGCUAAGCAGGGUGAUCAGAAGAAUUAUAUGGAUCUUGGGUUAACUGAGUUUGAACGAGAAAAAAGACUGCAAAAUUUAAUUACCAAACGUAGAACAAAAAGGUUGUUUAGAAUGGCAAUUGAGAAAAGCUUGAUGGGCAUCCAUAAUGCUCCUCCUGCUCAACUUGCUGCUAUUCGAAUUGAUAAACACAACAAUAGUGGGGUUUCGAGUAAUCUCGAUGAAGAUGAAUCGCCAAUGCCUGGUUCGGCCCCUCCCGUAUUUUUGCCUAAACGGAAUUCAUUUGACCUACGGUAUGAUCCACAAGAAGAAAAACCAAACCUUACGGCAGAUACUUUUCAACAAGAAUUCAUGACUGCCAACCAAAAGGAAAUGUUCUUCUGCAGGCACGAAAGCUUCCAUCGCGGACCUUGGUUUCCAUAUCCAACCACUCAAAAUCCAAAUGAUGCCGAGUUUAACCUGUAUUAUAGUGAUGAGAAAAGGCUUGUUGAAGGAAAGUCAGGUCACCACCGGCUUAGUUCCUCUGGUGUAGAAAAUGACAUUGCUAUUGUUGAGCAAGAAGAACGAAAUCACAAUGAGGCAAUAAACUUAUCCAAAGAGAGAAAGGAACAGAUUAUAGAAAGCCUAAACAAUAGAACUGAAAUAGAAGAGAAGAUAGAGAAGCCUCAUGAGCUGGAGCCAGGAUUAGAUAGUGGAAGUGAAGUCAGAAUGGAGACAGAUUCAAUUAGAAACAAUGAUUCUUGCUACUCAUCUUCAUCCGAAAACACAGAACCGGUCUUGGAUCAAACAAUUAAAACUUCCAGGAUACGUAAUGAUCAUGUGCAAAGGACUCUUAAACUUGCAAUUCCUCCCAAGGGAAGAGCUAUGAACAGACUUUCCUUUGAUUCCAGCCCGUCGCCAUCUGAAAGGCGCAAGAAAGACUUUAAUUCAUUUUACAUUAGGCGACAGUGCCAUACCCCAACCUUUUCCAUAGCUUCUGAUUUGCAAGUUGAAGUCUCAGAAGUUGGUUCACCUCCUUUAACAACUGAUGGAACAGUUUCAUCCGGUGAUGGUGAUUCAGUUAUGUAUGAUGAAGAUGUUGACAGGGAUAUCAAUUCCGAAAAUGAAGAACCGUGGGGAGGUCGAUUUAACCUAUCAAAAGAAGAGGUGAAUCGAGAAAGACUGGGAGAAUUAAAUGACAUUAUUGAAGAGGAAUCUGUUGAAGUUGCUUCAAUCUCUCCAUCAGACCAUGAAGCCAAGAAAAGUUUGAAUGGCACAAGUUCACCAUCUUCGGGAAUAGAUAUAACCGAGAAUGGUGCAUCCCAUCCAACAUACAUAAACUGUGAAGCUCAUCAAUGUUCUGGCAAAUGUAGGCAUGGCAAUCUAGAAACAUCGUAUGAGGCUACAAGUACCAAAGAAUCUGGAAAGGAAGUAGAGGAAAGCCAACCUUCAAAGUAUAUUGAAGAAGAUACUCGAACCUUGACUGAGCAUAACACUAGAGAUACACCCAGUACAGUUCGCAGCAGAGGCAACUUAAAAUCUGUUCCAGAUACUAAAGUUGAUCAAGAUGCUGCAGAGAACAAUAUACUGGAACGAAGAUUACGUGAUUCUAUUGCAAGGGCUCUAAAUCGAAGAUUGAUGCUUGAAAAAGUUUCCGUUAGCUCAUCUUCAUCUCCAAGGUCUGUAUUACAAAAGAAUAUCCUAGCAAGCCCAGUUCCCAUAUCAGGAGGUGGGCGACAAAUGCAACGAAGUCUGUCACAUUAUGUUAGGGAAGAUAGAGUAAGAAGCAAUUUGGCUUAUGAACAAGCACAUGAAAACUUAACGGCCAACAUGCCCUGCGUUGCUCAUGAAUUGGUUGAGAAUUCAAUGAAUCAGUUAACCCGUAAUCGCAGUCUUGGAACAUUGGAGAUGGGUCCAUGGAACAUCAUCGAGGAAAGCAACACUGUCAUAAAUAUCAAUAAUUCAGAAGGCAUUGGGAAGGAAAAAGGGGGGGAGUUGACAGCUAAUGAAGGUGAAUCCCUAUUCUUAAUCAGACCGGAAGAUAUCAGCGGCUCUGAAAAAUCAAAUGAACAAGAAGUUGAUAUGAACGAAACAGAAACAAUUGAAAGUGACUAUACUAGAAUCGUUGGAAGUGAAAAAGAAAGUGAAUCCAUACUCUUAGUCAAACCAAAAGACAUCAGCGAACCUGAAAAAUCAAAUGAACAAGAAGCUGAUAUGAACGAAACAGAAACAAUUGAAUAUACAAGCAUUGUUGAAAGUGCAAAAGAACGAGAGAAUUCUGCAGCUAAAGUUGAUCGUAUUUGCAAGGCUAAUGAGCCCGUAGUUGAUAAUGUAACCAACAAAGAGAUAAAGAAUGAAGUUCUUGAACGUGAAGGUGCACUCCAAAUAUUAGGUAAACUAGAGGCUGUCAUUGAAACAUCAAAUACCACCGAAGAAACUAGUGCAGGAUCUGUUGAAGAUAUUGAGCAAGAAUCCAAAAGAUUAGCCAAAGCUGAAGCCAAUGCAGGCCAAUCAACUUCAGCAGGAGAAACUAAUAGCUUAAAUAACAUUAAUAAUGAUGCAAAGAUGCAAAAUUUGACCGGUCAAGAAGGUUUCAUGGAUACAUCAGAAUCUGGGGAGGAUGAUCUCAAGGUCAUUGAAAGCGUCCUAAGAGUUGAUAGCAUUACAAAGGGUGUAUCUAUUGACCAUGACAUUUCCGUCAAAGUAUCAAAACUAAUGGAAUCUGAAGUUAAGGCUGCCAAAAUGAUUAAACAUGACACUCGAAUUGAUCCAUCAGAAUCAGAAAAGGAUAAUGCUAAAUCAGAUGAUACUGAAACUAUGGAACUGACAAAUUAUCUAAGGAAGAUCAUAAAAGAAGGCAACAUUUUCACAACUAUCAGUGAUUUAGAAGUCAUUGAUAAAGAGGGGGAGAAGUUUACGGCUAAUAAAGGCGGAUCUCGAUUCUCAAUCAGACAGGAGGGCAUUGAGGGAUUUGAAAGAUUAAAUGAAAUGGAAGCUGAUGUCAAAAAACCAGAAGCAAUUGAAAAUGAUUAUACAAGCAUUGUUGAAACAGCGAUAGAAAGACAGAAUUCUGCAGCUGAAGUUGAUCGUAUUUGCAAGGCUAACGAGUCAGUAGCUGAUAAUGUAACCAACAAAGAGAUCAAGGAAGAUGUUCUCGAACGUGAAGGUGCACUCCGAAUAUUAGGUAGACUAGAGUCUUUCAUUGAACCAUCGAACAUCACUGGGGAAACUAGUGAAGGAUCUGUUGAAGAUACUGAACACAAAUCCAAAAGAUUAGCUGAAGCUGAAGCCAAUUCCAGCCUAUCAACUUCAGCAGGAGAAACGAACAGCUCGAACAACAUUAAAAAUGGUCAAGAGAUACAAAAUAUGACUCUUCAAGAAGGUAUGGAGGAUGCAUCACAAUCCAUGGAAGGUAAUCUCAAUUCCAUUGAUAACAUCCCAAUUGUUGAUAACAUUACGCAUGGUACAUCCAUUUGACCAAAACUAAUGAAAAGGAUAG